Neltuma alba is the source of this 2328-nucleotide messenger RNA. Its product is annotated as ABSCISIC ACID-INSENSITIVE 5-like protein 5. Gene Ontology annotation, molecular function: DNA-binding transcription factor activity. NCBI's taxonomy places the organism in Eukaryota, Viridiplantae, Streptophyta, Magnoliopsida, Fabales, Fabaceae. Gene Ontology annotation, biological process: positive regulation of DNA-templated transcription. Gene Ontology annotation, cellular component: nucleus. The transcript has 4 exons. The coding region runs from base 628 to 1905 and encodes 425 amino acids. The record is from RefSeq and is a predicted model, not a curated record.
UUCCUUAACCUUUUCCUGUUCUUACUUCUUCUGGUUUCUCCUUCCUUUGCUAGUAAUGAGAUGUAUUGUAAUUGAUCACUCAUCAGUCAACAGUCAUCCGUCUGAGUUGUAUUGAUUUCUUUGCUGAUUUUGACGAUAAGUUGAUCCUUUGGAGAUUUCAGUUUUAUUAUAGUCAUUUUAUCUUUACUUUAUGCUUCUUUGCUCCUUUCCUUCCCUUUUUAAUGCAUUUCUAGCCAGUGGCUCUGUUUUUUUUGUCAUCAUCGUUUAAAUUGGAAUAAUGGUUGAUUCUGAAGUCAGGUUGAACCUUGUUCAUUUGGACGUUUCAUGAAUUUCUCUCACGACAUAUAUAUUUGAGAAAGAAAAAUAACAGGUUUCUCAACAGUACUGUACCUCAAUUGAGCCUUUUCCAUCAUAGUUUGAAGAAGCUGAGCUUAAUUCACUGUUCUAUUAUACAUGUAAACUCAAGUCCGUAGUCUCUUCUCUCUCUAUUUCGUAUUUGAUAGUGAGUCGAGUUUCGUUGAGUUCGUUUAGAAGUGUGAGAGAGUGGAGUCUGAAUUUUUGCCCGUAGUAAGCUUAGAUCAGCUUCCGAUAGUGCUUCAUUCAGAUUUCACCCGGAUUGAGACCACAAUGAACUUUAAGAAUGUGAAGAACGACCCUGCGGUCGAUAACAGCAGUGGCGGAAGGCAACCAGUGAACUUUUCCCUGGCACGACAGCCGUCCGUCUACUCUCUGACAUUUGACGAAUUCAUGAGUACCAUGGGAGGUCCUGGAAAGGACUUUGGGUCCAUGAACAUGGAUGAGUUGCUCAAGAACAUUUGGACAGCUGAAGAAAUGCAAACAAUGGCGUCCGCCGGCUUUGUUCAACCGGUGACCGGUACCUCUGGUGAUGGCCAUUUGCAGAAACAAGGAUCGUUGACACUGCCACGGACAAUUAGCCAGAAGACAGUGGAUGAAGUCUGGAAGGAUAUUUCCAAGUACGGGAUUGCUACUGGUCCUGGAGGCCCCAGUUUUCCUCAGAGGCAGCAGACUCUGGGAGAGAUGACGCUGGAGGAGUUCUUGGUCAGAGCCGGCGUGGUCAGAGAAGAUAUACAAUUAGAUGAAAAGCCAAACGGGGGGCUUUUCGCCGAUUUGUCUCGGACAGGGAAUCAUGGUGGUUUAGAGAUGGGUUCUCCGCAAUUCAACAAGGGUGCAGGGUUAGUAGGAGGCCCGAUUCCCGGCAAUAACAACGAUCGUCUAACUCUUCAAUCGUCAACCAAUUUGCCGUUCAAUGUUAACGGGAUUAGAUCGAAUCAUCAACAGUUGCCUACUUCACAGCCACCGCAGCUGCAACCGCAGAUACUUCCAAAGCAACCUGCUAUGUCUUAUGCAGCUCCAGUGCCAUUAAUGAGCAAUCAAGGAAUCAAGAGCGGAAUAGUGGGACUUGCUGAUCAGAAUCUAAAGGCCAAUAUAGUUCCGGGUUCUGCACUGCAAGGUGGAGGGAUCGAUGGUAUGGGUUUCGGACAUGGGGGUGUUCAUGUAGCUACAAGAUCCCCAGCGAAUCAACUGUCUUGCGAUGAAACUGGGAAGAUUAACGGGGAUACUUCGUCAGUAUCGCCAGUUCCUUAUGUAUUCAAUGGUGGUUUAAGGGGAAGAAAGCGCAGUGGAGCUGUGGAGAAGGUAAUUGAAAGGAGGCAGAGAAGAAUGAUAAAGAAUAGAGAAUCAGCUGCUAGGUCGAGGGCUCGCAAGCAGGCAUAUACCACGGAACUGGAAGCAGAAGUUAAAAUGUUAAAAGAUGAAAACCAAGAACUUCGAAGGAAGCAGGCUGAAAUCAUGGAAAUUCGAAAAAAACAUAUUAUGGAGAUGAUAAAUACGCAACAAGCAGUCAAGAGAAGAUGCUUGAGACGAACUCAAACUGGACCAUGGUAGAAUGAAGAUGGUGAAAUGAUGCUGAUGUAGGCUAAAUGCAUGACUACAUGUACAUACUUCCAAAUACCGUAUUCUGCCGUAGAUUGGGGGUCAAUAACUCCUAGAUAGGCGUUUGAAAGUUUGAUAUCUAGCCUCUACUUCAGACACUUGUUGGGGAGAAGAGGUGUUUUUGCAAACGUUCAGUUUCAUGUCGUCUUUGGAAAACACUCUUGUGCAGAUUAUUCGUUGCCGAAUAUGAGUCGUAGAGAAAUUUAAGUUUUGCAUCUUUUGUAUUACGGUUCAUAGGACCCUAGAAGAAUAGACCAGCCUUGCCUCUUUCGCGCCAUCGGUUAGCAUUGACACUAUUUCAUCCCUUAUGUAUGUAUGUAUGUGUUUGAAUUGCUUUUAUUUCAAGGGCAAAUUUCUGAUAACUCCUAGUACAAA